This is a messenger RNA of Cornus florida, 1350 nucleotides long. RefSeq lists its product as uncharacterized. Lineage: Eukaryota; Viridiplantae; Streptophyta; Magnoliopsida; Cornales; Cornaceae. Gene Ontology annotation, molecular function: protein binding. The record is from RefSeq and is a predicted model, not a curated record. Bases 1 to 1350 code for a protein of 449 amino acids. The transcript is spliced from 5 exons.
AUGUCGGCACGGUUAACAUGGAGGAUUGAGAACUUUACGAGGCUGAAUACCAGGAUGCUAUACUCUGAAAGUUUCUAUGUUGGAGGAUACAAAUGGCGCGUGCUUAUAUUUCCAAAGGGAGACAAUGAUGCGGACCAUUUGGCGAUCUAUUUAGAUGUUACGGAUUCAGCAACUUUGCCAUAUGGGUGGAGUAAACACAUAUGUUUCAGCCUUUCUGUGACCAAUCAUAUUGAUAACCAGUCCACAGUAAAGAAAGUAACUCAACACCUGUUCCAUUCAGGAGAAGAAAGUGAUUGGGGUUUCACUUCAUUCAUGCCUCUUAGCGAACUGUAUAACCCUGGUAGAGGUUUUAUCGUGAACGAUACAUGUGUAAUUGAAGUUGAUUUUCCCCACUUCCCUUCCGUUGAACUUAAGGUUGAGGCGGCGAAGGCUGCCUCGGCCAAAGGUGAAACUCCCAAGUCUUCUCAAGGGGAUAUCGAUGGGAGCACUAGACAGACUACUUCUGGUAUCGAUACAAUCCUUCUUCAUAGUGAUACCUUGGACCCUCCUCCCGCCAGUAAAUCAGACACCACAGCGAUCAAGACUUCAGUCCCACCAAUUGUUGAAAAGGAAUCAAUGGUUAAUUCCCCUCAGUCCCAAGUUCCGGAGGUUGAGUUGACGAGUACUCCUCCAAUGGAUGAUCCUCUUGAGUCAGCUUCAUUUGAUGACGUGGAUGACUAUAUCUUUGUAGAGACUGAUGCACCCUUUGACUCCAUUACUGAAGGAUUGGUUGCAGCCUCUACACCUCAAUCAACUAUUGAUGAAGCCAAAAAAUUCUUUAUAAAGAUGCUAUCUCGGGACCUAUCAGAAAUUCCUGAUUUUGCUGCGCACAUUACAAAAUCCAUCUGUGUCUUGUCAGAGUGCUGUGACCUUACUUCAGCCCAGCUUGCACAGUUGAAAACCCUUAAGGUCGAUUUUCCGACAGUUCUCAAAUCUUUGACUUCUAACCAUUCUUUGAAGGAGGUUGAGGAAAAAGUAGCAGAAAAGCAAGGAACAAAGAAGUCUUUGGUUGAGCAAAUAAAGAGUAACGCAUUCGCACUCCAAAUGCAGAGGGCUAUUCAGAAGGGCCUGAUCGCAAAGGAGGCCGAGCUUCAACAAGAACUGGCAAAGAUCUUUGAGAAGAAGAAAAGUGCUGAGAAAGAGAUCGAGCAACUGCACGAAAAGAUGGUUAAUCUAGAACAGUCUAGGUCCUCUGUUCUUGAGGAGAUCGCAACUCUUGAGACCGAGAAGACGAAUUGGGAGAGCUCUUUGUCAUGGGUCCAGCAAAAGUGGACUGAGCUUAGGCACAUAUUCAUGGAACCAAACAAUUAA